AUGGAGCGCGAAAUCAGCCAACUUCUGUCUAAUCACAAGGCCGAAUUGGGCCAAAUGCGUCGAGAGUGUGCUGAACAGAUCCGCAGCGCCGAUGAACGAGCUUUUUCAGCCUACACUCAGCAGAUGGAAGAGCUGCGUGCUCAGCUGCUACAUGACAAGGAAGAGGCUUGCACUAGAGAGCGUGAGAUGGCCAGUGAAAGGUUUGCUCUUCUUCUCCCUCUUCUAUCUGUCGUAAAUUUAUUUUUCACUUAG
Molecule: messenger RNA, 252 nt
Organism: Protopolystoma xenopodis
Lineage: Eukaryota; Metazoa; Platyhelminthes; Monogenea; Polystomatidea; Polystomatidae
Source: the annotation of a GenBank genome assembly